AUAUAUACUCUUAACCGAGUUCCAACCAAGGCGGUUGAAGGAACACCAUACCAGCUAUGGACGGGCAAAUGCCCGGUUCUGUCACACUUAAAGAUUUAGGGAUGUGAGGCUUAUGUCAAACGUCUUAUGACGAAUGGCAAGCUUGACGCCAAGUCUAAUAAGUGUUUCUUCGUGGGAUACCCAAAGGAAACUCGAGGGUAUUCAUUCUAUCACCAUAUCGAUAAGAAGGUAUUCGUUGCUCGCAAUGGUGUCUUCCUCGAGAAGGAAUUUCUCUCCAUCGCAACUAGCGGGAGAAAGAUAGAGCUCGAAGAAAUUCGAGACGACGAAGAAACUACCGCGCCGGUUCUGGAACAUGAGCUAGAGGAACAAACUGUUGUACCUCAAAAUGCUCAAGAUACACAAGAACCCCGUAGGUCUAACCGGUUACGCACACAACCUGAAAGGUAUGGAUUCCUCCUAACCUUUGAGGGUGACGUAAUGCUUAUCGACCAGGAUGAGCCGGAGACCUACCUCGAGGCAAUCAGUUGUCCCGAGGCUGAGGAAUGGCGUCAAGCCAUGCAGUCCGAAAUGGAUUCCAUGUACACCAACCAAGUAUGGACUUUGGUUGAUGCACCCGAAGGGAUCAAACCCAUUGGGUGCAAAUGGGUCUUCAAAAAGAAGACUGACAUGGAUGGACUUGGGAAAGUGCAUGGCCAUGCCCAGAUAUGUCGCUAUCUAGAGACUGAUAAAUAUCUGAUCCCUGCCAGUCUACUUGAGAUUCAGUAACAACUGAUUUAACUAUACAAGGAUACACAUCCCAUGCCUUGUGUUAAAUCAUGACAUUUAGGACAGAAGGAUAAUAGUUAUAGAACGUCUUGUGUCGUAGAAGGUAUUGAUGAGAUGAACGUCUUUUUCAUAAUCUGGGGAUAAUAAUGUGUUGCUAGAUACCGCUUAUUAUCUAUGGUA
Molecule: messenger RNA, 945 nt
Organism: Cuscuta campestris
Lineage: Eukaryota; Viridiplantae; Streptophyta; Magnoliopsida; Solanales; Convolvulaceae
Source: the annotation of a GenBank genome assembly